This is a messenger RNA of Cryptococcus amylolentus CBS 6039, 1867 nucleotides long. RefSeq lists its product as hypothetical. NCBI's taxonomy places the organism in Eukaryota, Fungi, Basidiomycota, Tremellomycetes, Tremellales, Cryptococcaceae. The transcript is spliced from 3 exons. The coding region runs from base 198 to 1679 and encodes 493 amino acids. The record is from RefSeq and is a predicted model, not a curated record.
AAAGAACCAAGACGCGCUCUAGUGAUUCCUGGGCCCUCAUCAAGCGGCCCAAGCUUACCGUCGCGUUGAUUCCAAAGGGGCGCUAUCGUCCCCCAGCAAAGCCCCCUAGACUUCGUUCAAACCACCUGACUCUGUCUCCAGCUUCGUCAAUCGAUCACUUGCCUUAUGUCACUGACAAUAGGUCAUACUGGGAGUCCAUGAUACGAAAUCAGGCUCUAAGCUCACAUGUCCCAACCUGGUCGAGACCGCCCUCAUGCUUUCUACACCCUGGCGCCCCUCCCACGCUGUCUCUUCCUCACUUGACCUCUCCUCAUCAGACCUCGUUCACGCCCGGGUACCGGUCAGACCGUUUGAUCGCAUACUCUACCCAUUGGCACCAGACCUCACCACUGGGAGGGGAAGCAGGUGGAGUUAUCGGGUCCGCUGUGACUUCACCAACCUCGAUUUGUGCCACCGACGAUAUGCCUCAGCUAUUCACCAAUUCUGUUGGUCCUGACCGUCAAGAGCAAACUUCCUUUACGGAUGAUGAUCAUUGCAUGGCAUCUAUGGACGACUACGAUUUGCACGAUACCUUCCCAGUCUACCAGACGCCACCGUCAUCUGACGCUCCAUCAAACUAUCUUUCUGCUCAACUUCCUCCGGCGGUGCCCGGCAGCCAAUCCUCCGUACACCGAGUGGGCGAUCAGACCGACGAGGACGUUGUCGAGCCCGAUAUUGAACGCCAAAACGUUGACAACAACCAAGAAGGAGAAGGCCUUGGAGCAGGCCAGUGGAGAGUGGGCAAGACACCUGGGCAUCAAGGAUCUCAUUCCAGAACGGUCAAAGCAAGCACUGGGAGAGAAGAUGGCGGGUUCAAUGCUGGGCACAAGCGAUCUCUAAGCCAAAGUAUUGCUGGAGCAGCCACUCGAGUAUUGAAGAAGCCAUUCAGGCCCCCAUCCAGAGUUGUCCUGCAAAAGACGGCUCCGGCACCCCCCUCGCCCUUUUCCGAUUCUUCUACAUGUCAGCCUUCGACUUCUCCAUCCAGCGAAAGGACAGUCGUCACAAACGCCCCUGCCCGUGGCAUCAAGAAUACGCCCCCAGCUACUCGUAUACGCUCAGCCAAACUCGCUCGACCAUUCCGGACACCCCUCCGCUCGAGCCGCUCGGAUGCCCCUUCACCUGACACCGUUGCACAAGCCGCUUCUUCCUCGCCCUACAAUCCAGGACCACCACAGACAGGCCAAGAGGCCCUGACGGCGUUGCAAAAUGAAGUGCUCAUGCUGAAGAAAGCGAUCAGAUACGAUGCUGAAGACUCAGCUGGCCGCUUGCAAGAACUCAUCGUGAUGUGGAGGUCUGCGGGACGGGAGAUGGUUGAGAAGUUGUAUGAUCUCAUCCCCCGUCCUGACCCCGGUACAUCUGAUAACCCCUACAUCUCAAAUCCUACUCCGUCUGGCUACUGGCAAGAUUCAUCGGCGUCGAACGGCCUUUCGUCUGAGCAAGAAGAGAUUCUGGCCAAAGCACCCAGAAACAAAGAUGGGGAUCCAGUGGACGCGGAUGGCAAUCUUCUGAUACCUGAUGUGGCAGAUCAAGAUAUAGGGGCUCUGAUGAAGGAGAUUGAGUCGAGUACGCUCUAUGGCGAACAGGUCAAGGGAAAUGGGAGGUUUCAUGAGAGAGAGGAGACCCCGGUGCGUGAUCGGUGAGGUUGCCCGCUUCCACACAGUUGAUAGCUCAUCAUCUAGUAACCGUGACAGUAUCGCUGAAGAUCCCAUGGUAUGGAACUACGGGACAGUCCUAAGAGGACUUGGUGUCGAUCCUCCCUUGCUUGGCUGGAAUACCGAAGCGGAGGAUUGGGACUAGUUGAGUGGACGAUGUAUCUGAAUCUGAGAGC